GCGAUACGAUAAUAGUAUGAUUUCAUACAUGCACUUAUAACAACUCAUGUUAUAUAUUGUUAUUUUUGUGUUAGCAUACGAUUUUAUAGACUCAUUGCUACCGGUACAAAACAAUGAAUUUAGAGAGAUAAAGUGCCUUAAUGGCCUGUGGAAAUUCAAGGUCCUUCCAUCACUUAAUACUACGAUUGGUUUUGAUCAAAAUUGGUAUGAUUACCCCAUGAAGAAUUUCAUAUUGAUGCCUGUACCCUCGAGUUACAAUGAUAUAACGCUGGAUUCAAAUAUUCGCAACUUCUUAGGUUGGGCAUGGUAUCAAACAGAGAUUUAUAUUCCACCAUCAUGGAUUACAGAAUAUAAAUACUUAUCUUUAAAUAAUAUCGAUCAUGAAGAAAAAGCAUCAUUCAAAUAUAUAUUGAGAUUUGAAAGUGUUAAUUACUAUGCCAUGACUUGGAUUGAUGGUGUUCUAAUUGGAUCUCAUGAAGGUGGACAUUUACCUUUUGAAUUUGACAUAUCAAAUUUUGUUAUAACAUCCAAAAUGGCACCUCAUCUUCUCACCGUGGCCGUUAACAACACGCUUACUCACUUCACUAUCCCCCAGGCUGAUAUCCAUCGAAGUGAUUUUACUUCUGCCUUUGAAUCAUCCACAUACGAAUAUGUGGAUAAAGCGAGCGAGAUCAAAAGGAAUCGCGGGAACUCUUUUUACCCAUCGGGAUACAUCAAACAGCAAUUGCUAUUCGAUUUUUUCAAUUACGCCGGCAUCCAUAGAAACGUUUACCUGAUCAAGGUGCGUCGGUCUUACAUAGCCGAUGUGUCAGUCAAAACGGUUGCCGCUAGGGUAUUUAUGGAAAAAAUCAAGAGGCUCGAGGACGAUGGGCCCAAAUGGGUUUACGACUACGAUGUCGUUGACGGACUUGAUAUGGGAUCUAGAAAUGUUAGUUCCGCUCGGAUCGAUUUCGAUGUUACCGUAAAUGGGAUCAGUGAGGAAGAGCUGAAAACGUACGAUUGGACUUGCACCAUCGCUAUAAGGGGAGAUCCCGAAAAGUCUAGCUCGUCUAAGUACCUCGACCCAAUCUUAGUGAACUUAUCGCGUUACCGCACCCAUCCAAAUGACCUAGAUAGGCAGGAUGAUGGAUUCCAAUCUGUAUUUUUCAAGCAAACGGUUUUGUUGGAAGACGUUCAAUUUUGGUGGCCUCAGUCUAUGAUCCCGGACUUGGCCCCUGGCUUCUUGUACACCGCUAGAGUGACCUUGAUGAGAGCCCUCAGGGUUCCUUCCAACGGUAUCCAUUUAGGCGAAGAGAACCGAGUUGUGAUGGACGUGUACACGCAACCUUUCGGUGUCAGAAGCCUAGAAAUUAAAUCCAAACCCCGCUUCGUAAAGGGCACAAUUGAUGAAGCCCUGAUCGGUUCCGAAAACGGAACUCAUCGUAAUGAUACGCUCGAUAGUUCUAAAUCAUCGCCCCCUAAAACGCGUUUCCUGGUGAACGGUCUCCCAUUUUACUUUCGAGGAUUCGGCUGGCACGAGGAUUCACCCAUAAGAGGGCGCGGUCACGACCCGGUUUACACUGUGUCCGAUUUCGAUAAAAUAUCUUGGCUGGGUGCUAACUCAUUUCGGACCUCUCAUUACCCUUACGAUGAGAGCGUAAUGGACAUGUGUGAUCGCAUGGGGAUUGUGGUUAUCAACGAAUUGCCAGCUGUAGGUGUCCGGUAUUUCAACGAUAAAACCCUGGCCCUUCACACCCAAAUGGCGAAAGAGCUAUACAGUCGAGACAAGAACAGACCGUCCACUUUCCUCUGGUCUUUGGCUAACGAACCCCGUUCCGCUCUCAAUGAGAGCAAGAAUUAUUUUAAGAGUCUAUCGGAUCUUUUUCACAUUCUAGAUCCCCGAAGGUUCGUUACAGCGGCCAUUUACGAACCAACCGGAAGGGAUUUGAUAGGCAAGUAUCUGGACGUAAUUUGCUUUAAUAGGUACCACGGGUGGUACGAAGACACGGGCGAAUUGGAACUCAUCACGCCUCAAAUGACCGUCGAUAUAAAUUCUUAUGGAAACGUGUACGCGAAACCUAUUAUCAUCACGGAGUACGGGAGCGAAACGAUCCCAGGAUACCAUUCCAAUCCUCCUUUAGUGUUUUCCGAGGAGUUUCAAGUCGAGUUCAUCAAAAGGUAUCAUCGUUCUUUCGACAAAUUUCGCAAUUACAAACCAAAAUUUACUAAUAACCAUUUUAACCUCCAUCAACUUUCGAACAAUGCCGUCUUUAAACACGAUACUGAAGUUAUCCUGAUUAACAGGGUUGAUGAUUACACAUUUGGGGCUAAGUACCAUAUGCCCGAUGUAUCUGUAGAUAAUUCUAAUGGAUUGGCUGAAUGUUUUGAAAAAUCAAAUUUGAUAGAUGAACCCGAAGCUCAACAUUCCAAUUUGGUGGGGGAGAUGAUUUGGAACUUUGCCGAUUUCGAGACCGAUCAAACUAUAACGAGGGUCGGAGGUAACAGGAAAGGAAUUUUCACGAGGGAUUCUAGGAGCCCCAAGAUGGCCAGCCAUACCCUGAGAAAGAGGUAUUGGAGCAUCGCCAAGGAAGACCAAGACAAAAUUAUCGCAAUUUUAUCAGGGGGGUGAUUUAAUCUUUAAUAAAUUUUAUAUAAUUCCUUCAAUUUGGUUAGUUAUAUUUUUAUAUAAACUUGUUUUAAUAUAAAAACAAUCAUUUAUUUUUUAAGAAACUAAUUAUGAAAUAAGAAAUUUAAUUUUUUAAAAAAAAUUGAUAAUAAUCUGAGAAAGUGAUGAUUUAUAUUCUUUGUAAACCACGGGUUGAAAUGACUUUCCUCCUCGUCUUUAGGAGAAAUUUUCAAUUAUAUACAAUAAAAUUAUUCAAUAUUAGCCAUCUUUAUAAUUAUAAGAUUUAAUUAUAUUGUUAUCACACUAGUCAUGGCUCAUAAAGGAAAUUUGUAUUCGAUGUCA
Messenger RNA from Gordionus sp. m RMFG-2023, 2947 nucleotides. Its product is annotated as beta-glucuronidase-like. The coding region runs from base 47 to 2608 and encodes 853 amino acids. Gene Ontology annotation, biological process: glucuronoside catabolic process; carbohydrate metabolic process. The transcript has 10 exons. Lineage: Eukaryota; Metazoa; Nematomorpha; Gordioida; Chordodea; Parachordodidae. The record is from RefSeq and is a predicted model, not a curated record. Gene Ontology annotation, molecular function: carbohydrate binding; beta-glucuronidase activity.